AUGUUUCCGCUAUUCCGGAAGCUGUGGGAGGCCAGCGACAAAAGUGCGUUGCAGCUCCCUUCAGAUGGUUCCCGCGGUGUGGUGCCUUUAGAAGUCUGGAAAUUGCGUCCCAGUGCUGAACUUAGCGGUCAGCUUAAAUUGUGGGGCAACGCAGCUCUGGCGCGUGGACGACCAGCUGCCGCUGCAUCCCUCUACACAGCUGGGAUAUUACUGCUCCCAAACAGUGAAUCCAGCACUUCCCCUAGCAGCAGCAGCAGCCUGCUGGCGGUGUUGUCUGCAAACGCAAGCCUUGUGCUGCUGCGACUCGGGAAGGCUAAACGGGCAUUACGGACUGCGACGGAAGCCGUCGCUGCAGACCCACGGUACCGCAAGGCAUGGCACCGCCGUGCUGCAGCUUUGGUGCAUUUGCGAUGUGAAUUAGAGCGAUAUUUCCUAGCGUCUCGCAGCACUAGCAGCACCUGUAACAGCGAAAGCAGCAUUGAUCGAAGUACGAGCAGCUGCUCUCGAGCUGCUCGUGCUUGCCUCGAGCAACUUGAUAGAGAGAUAGCAGACGCCCAGAUGAUUUCCCAGGGCCAGGCGAACGAUUCUGAUGCAGCGGCUGCAGCAAGCCGCAUGAUGGUUGGUUGUUGCGGCUGUGACUGUAAUGCUGCCCUUCGCCCUCCUUCCGAAAGCAAGGGCUGCUCCGCAUCUCAUUCUCCAGGGCUUUGGCUCAGGAAAGACGUAAGCGUACAGCUGGACGCAAAAGGUUGGGGCCUUGUGACAGCGAACGAUGCGCUUUCUACUAUGGAGAGCGACCCUUGUUUGGUUUUGGAGGAAGAAGCAUUUGCAGUAUACGUGCAUCCGAAACUCUGUGCAGCUGUUCCGAAGAUUCCCUUCUCGCUUCCUGCAUCCUUCACGGUUGCCACUGCACAAGACCCAGUGGGCCUGAAACUACAUCCAGAUGUGGCUCUUCGCGAUGAGUGGGAGGCGCGCGUUGAGGAAGGCGCCGAGGAUAAGAAAGAGAGUGAGGAAAACCAUGAUAGGGACGAGGAAAGACAUGGUGUAAGCUUACUUAAGGAAGAGAUGGACGGGGUCUGUGCAGGCUGCGCGACGUUGCCAGUUCGCCAGGAUGGAUCUGCGAAUGAGUGCUACCGGCAAGGGCUGCAUUCAUGGCAGAGCGUGUUGAGCAGCAUAUUAUUUCCAACAGUUCCUGUCGUACCCUGCGGCUCCUGCGCGGCUGCUCUGUUCUGCUGCCGCAGCUGCAGAGCGGCUUCCUCUCACAAACGCAUCUGCGGCUCGCAGCAGCAGCAGUACCUCCAGCAGGAGGGGUGUGGGUUGGAACCCAGUGCAGGGCAUGGAGACAAUCGUAAAGAAGAGGAGGAAGCCGCUGCAAAUACGUUGGAGACGCCAGUGCAGCCUUUAGCCCUCGCGCUUCCAGAUCCACAUCGUCACAUUGCACGUCAGCUUUUGGCUUCCGUUUUGGCACCAUCAGCUGCCCUAGGGAAACAGGCAGAUGGGGCGAACUCGGCAGCAUUAGCCAAAGCCCCAAUUCAAGCUGCGGGAGAGUUGAGCACCACCCCAGAUUGCGCAGGGCUCAGUAUUCUGGGAGAGCCGCCAUGGUGCCAGUUGCAAAUGAGGACCUCGUCCACUGUCGUAGACAGUACGAGGGUGGCGGAUUGGUUGCUAAAUGCUGCGUGGCUGGCUGGAGAAGCUGCAGCAUUUGGUCGAGGGUUGCAUUGCGGCGGCCGUUGUCUCAUCUGCAGACCCAACGGAAAAAAAGCGGCGUUACUGUCACGUCCAGCGUCCGCUGCUGCAACGACUUCACCGCUAGCAGCUGCCACAGAUCCACCGCUGAGUCUAGAUGGGACAGUAACAGAGCAGCUUGGCGGUUGCUGCUGCGUAUGCUGCCGGGCGUGGUGCCCAGAGUGUUCUGUUCGCUCUUCGACCUUGCAAGGCAGUGACGGUUCGACGCACUGCCUUGUCCCCUUUCCUAGGUGCCUGUUCUCAGCGGCACUCCACGUCUAUGGUGUAGCCUGCUGCAACAGCUUCACAAUUCGUGUUCUUUGUGACCCUGAAGACGAAGGGGUGGCAGCUGGCACUGCGGUGUUCCUUGCGGCGUCUCUAAUUAACCAUUCGUGUGCGCCGAAUGCCAUUGCGGCUUUUGGAGAACCCGGAGACCGGCUUCAGUGGCGCCAGCAGCGACGUGAAAAAGCGCUCGGCCUUCACAAGGAUGCUGAUUCCCCACCGGCGCAGCGUUUCGAUUUACUUCCGAGCCCCCGUGGUGUGGGGCGCGGCGUGCUCCUACAAAUCCGGCUAUGUGCCCCGCAGAAUUCAGAAGGUGGCCGACUCCAAGAGAUUUGUAUUUCCUAUGGCUCUAUGAUCGGAUUGCCGAAGAGUUCUUGGGGCUUCCGGCAAGACUGGAUGCUCAAGCACGCUGGCUUUUUUUGUCGCUGCGAGGUAGGCGUGCACCUGAUGUCUCCCGACGCGGCGGCUUUCAGUUGA
Messenger RNA from Eimeria maxima, 2481 nucleotides. RefSeq lists its product as hypothetical. NCBI's taxonomy places the organism in Eukaryota, Apicomplexa, Conoidasida, Eucoccidiorida, Eimeriidae. Bases 1 to 2481 code for a protein of 826 amino acids. Gene Ontology annotation, molecular function: protein binding. The record is from RefSeq and is a predicted model, not a curated record. The transcript has a single exon.